This is a messenger RNA of Parnassius apollo (apollo), 756 nucleotides long. Lineage: Eukaryota; Metazoa; Arthropoda; Insecta; Lepidoptera; Papilionidae. The record is from the annotation of a GenBank genome assembly.
AUGUGCAAGGUUUCUCAAUCUACAGUGCGUAAUAUCAGUAAAGUUGUGCAACAAGGGGAGUCCAUGACGCCGAAACGUUCCGGAAAAUGUGGACGCAAACGCAUCACUACGCCUCGAGAUGAGCGAAAAAUUCGGCAAAUAACCAUAGAAAAUCGGAAUAAACCCAGAAAAGUCAUUAGAGAUAUUCUCGAAAAGGCUGGAGUGACUCUGUCCGACAUGACGUUACGUAGAAGAUGGAAGGAACAAAACUUUUCCUGCCGUCGACCAUUGAAGAAGCCGAAAUUGACUCCUGCCAUGCGUCUGAAACGCCUAGAGUUUGCAAAAAAAUAUAAACACUGGACUGCAGAAGACUGGCAUAAAGUUUGCUUCUCUAAAGAGUCGAGUAUCCAGAUCUUGGAAGACCAUACGCAGUUUGUUCGUAGGAGAUCAAAUGAGAAAUUCAAAGAAGACUGUAUUGUAGAGAGAGUGAAGCUAUCCCUAAUGAUCUGGGGAGUUAUCAGUGCAAAGGGUAACGGACGCCUCUACAUAGUGGAAAACACCAUACGGCAGGAUCAGUACAUUAAAGUUCUGUCAGAAAAACUGAUCCCACAGACAUCAGAGUGGUUUCCUAAUAAGGAUUUCCUGUUUAUGCAUGACUCAGCCCCAUGUCAUAAAGCAAAAAAAGUGGCAAAAUUUCUAAAUGACCAUCAGAUAAAGGUGUUGGAAUGGCCUGGUAUCUCUUCAGAUAUAAACCCCAUAGAAAUAUCUUAUAUCUGA